AUGGGAAAGGAUAAAGGUGGAUUUCUUACUCCAAAGGCUAUCGCUAAUCGCAUAAAAUCAAAAGGUCUCCAGAAGUUGAGAUGGUACUGUCAAAUGUGUCAAAAGCAAUGUCGAGACGAAAAUGGUUACAAGUGCCACACAAAUUCAGAAGCCCAUCAUCGUCAAAUGAAGAUUUUCAUGGAAAAUGGAGGAAAAUUUAUAAGCAGUUUUUCUUCAGAGUUUCUCAAGGGCUACUUGGAUAUUGUUAGACGCCAAUUUGGUGGUAAACGUGUACACGCUAAUGUCGUGUAUCAGGAAUAUAUCAAGGAUAAAGAACAUGUUCAUAUGAAUGCUACACGUUGGCACUCACUCACAGGUCUCUGCAUGUGGCUUCAUAAACAAGGAAUUUGUCGUGCCGAAGAGACGGAGAAGGGCUGGUAUAUUGAGUACAUUGAUCGUGACCCAGAAGCUGAGAGUCGGAAGGCCUCAGAUGCUCGUCUGGAAAAGACAGAGGACGAGCUGAAUCGCCAAAUUCUCGCUAAACAAAUAGAGAAGGCCUCAAAUUUGAAAUCAACCAAGCCAGAGAAAGAAACCAAGGAUCUCAAGCCCCUCGUUCGAGAGGAUGAGAACGAGAUUAUAAGAUUGGAUUUACAACUUGGAUCCAAACGUUCGAAUCCCGAGACUAUUGAAAAAUCAACUUUAGAAGAAGUCGCUAGGCCCAAUAAGAUUUCAAGAUUGGACGAAAUAAAUGGAUCCCCUAAAUCCAUUGAGAAGAGUCCCGAAGAAUGUUUACCAGUAUCAAAGAUCUCAAUGACUGAAAAUCCUGAAAUAACUGCAAAACCUCGGAAAAUUGUGAAUCCACUGCUCGUGGCGGAGAAAAAGGCACAUAAACCAAAGAAUAACGAUGAACAACAGCCACGCCCAAAGUCAACCAUCUCUAAGCCUUCAACGUCGUCCUCUUCCGCUAGAUUGAGCGCUUUGGACGAAUUGAUGGCUGAAGAGGAAAUGCUCAAGGAAAAGCGCAAUCGAAAGGAUUACUGGCUCGCUAAGGGCAUCGAGGUGAAACUCAUUUACCAUAAACUUCCUCGUCAUAUCCUCUACCGACAUGCUAUAGUCCUAAAUAUGGAAGAUAGCUAUACGGCCGUAGUUCAGGUCCUCAAUUCCGCGAAAACAAAGUUGAAAAUCGAUCAAGAUCACGCGGAGACUGUAAUUCCCCCCGUUGGUAGUCCUCUACUGGUUGUCAAUGGAGCUUAUCGUGGUGAGAUGGCUAUUCUCAAGAGUGUUGAUAAGGCGGAAUCACGAGUUGACAUUGCGAUUGACUCGGGACUGUGCCGUGGACGUCUUGUAAAAAAUGUAUCGAUGGAGGAUGUGUUUUGUUGGUUGUCGUUAACUAAAGCCCACCAAAGAUUAAUGGAUUCGGUGCAAACGAUCCUAGUCAAUGUUUUAUUCGCAAGUGCAAUCAAGCAAACCUACGUUUAUUUCACCGGAGUAGAAAUAGCUGAGAUCAAAUCUUCUCCUCCACCGGUAGAAAUACGAAGUAAUUGGGAAGGCGCCAGAUUUUCUAGCGAAAAACUCAAAGAACCUUCAUGGUUUCUACCCAUUGCACUGGCUGCACAACUUAGCAUAAUUUUCACUUUUCUUCAAAAUCUCUCGAAACGUGAACUCCCAAGGGGUCGAAUUCGUUACUAUUUAGUUGGACUAAUUGUCACUGAUCUGUUAUUGAAUUUAUUAAAUGUUCUCCAGCUUUCUCUUUACUAUAACUAUGACUUCGAUCUAACUGACUAUAUUUUAAAAGGUCAUUAUGAAUUCUAUUCGUUCUUAGUUGAUGCUUUACAAAUGCUUAGCGGACAAAUUCAUAUAAUUCUAUGUGGAGAAUAUUUUAAAUUGAUGCCAAAGAAAACGAAAUCUUUCUCUAGCUUGGCCUUAAUUAUUAGUCUUAUUACAGGUUUUCUAACACCCCUAACAUUCAAAAAACCUCCAGCACUAAUACACCUUUCAAAUUUUAUGGAAUAUCGUAACUCUGCGAUUGAUGUCAACUACAUUCAAAGACUUAAUUGCUUUCACCUUUGUCCAUGUCUUGUUCUUGCCAUUAUAUUCGCACUGUCGAGAGGGCAAGAGGGUUGGAAUCUUCUACGAAGGCCAAAGGAGCUUGAGGCAAAAGGAGAUUCGGAAUCUUGUGUACUUAAAAUGAGAAAAUUCAUUCUUCAAUCGAUGGCUCUGCGCUUCAUUGUGAGUAUAGCAUACGCACUGGUGACACUCGGGAUUAAGACUGAAUAUGAAACUCUAAUCAAUCUGAUAAGCAAGUUCGACACUUCAGAUAAUCCUAAGCUCGAUUUUAGUCCUGAUAUGGCACUACGUGGCUAUAUAGUUAUUUUAAAAAGAGAUGGAACCUCUGGGUCUUCGUGUGAGUGGCGAGCAGAUAAGUGUAUUUUUGGAAGUGAUUCAUCUUGUGAUAUUUGCAUUAAACUCAACUCUGUCGAACCAUUUCAUUGUAAACUUGAAAAUUCAGACGAUGGUCGUGUUUUUAUCAUCAAUGUUGCCAAAUUUUCUCGGACAUUGCUUAAUGGUUUGGGUGUGUCUGAUAGAACUUUCGUCGCCCAUAAUAGUUUGAUUACGGUCGGAGAUAGAAACUUUACCUUUAAAUACCCUGAAACUUCUCACUGGCGACUUCAACCGGCUAGAUCGAGUGUAAGUAGGUCUGCUCAAUCUUCUCCAUUGGUUUUAAGUUCUAAUCGGCUUGUAGCUGAUGUUUCUAAAUUGCCUACGGUUAAGACGAGUUCUCCAAAUCGGCCACAUUUACGGGUUCAAAGAUCUAGAACUCCUACUUUGUCAUCUCAGCGCAGUGGGCUUUCUACUAGAGAUCGUUAUUGUCCUACACCUACCCGACCUGCUGUCCCGUCACCAGAUGUAAACGUCAAAAGGCGCUCUAUUUUAAAGAAAAGGACUCCAUCUCUCGAAGCGCUUGUGAGUCCUGUGCGAAAGAAAGCCAAGGUUCUUGUUCUUUCUGAAACACCUAUUUUAACUGGAGUUCAAUACAUUAAACGUUUACGAAGGUCUAGCUCUUUAGAUUCUUUCGCUCACUCAAAUAAUUCCGCGUCAUUUUAUUCGACAAACCAAACUCUUAAUCAAUCAGGGGCUAGUUCGAGUAAACUGUCUCCUUGUCAUAUGCAGAAAAAGGGCGUUCAGUUUGGUCCAAGAUUGAGCCCUGAGCAAUUUGAUUCUCGCUUACCUCCUGCGACACCAUUAAAGCGUGGUGAUUUGCCUCCAUCGGAUCUAAACGCUCGCUCGCGUCACCAUGUCAAGAAAACUCCUGGAUAUGUUGCUUCACCGGCUUUAAUUCUUAAUUCACCGAUGGUCAAAGGCACUCCUGUUCUCAUUACUCCGAAAUCUGUUAGCUCCCCCAGUUUAUCUCAUUCUCCUGAGCGUGAACCAUCACUGGAGGUUGCCACCCCUGGGUUAUCUGCCGUUCGAAAAAUCUUAAAAACACCUAGCACUGUGCCUUCUCUAUUAACAGCGCGAGAACUUGUUAAGUCUUCAAAGUCACCUUCCCCAGGAAGAUUAUCUACUAGAACAUCCCCGAGGCCAUUUGGAUUGCGGAACUAUGUUAAGACGCCAGAAUUGCAAUCAGAAUUGAAGUUAUCUGCCGUUCAUGAUUCGCUGAAAAGUCCUAGUCAGUCGCCACAUCCGCAACUUUCUGCUAAUAAAAAAACAAUUGGCACUCAGAACAUUCUAUCGACUCCGACCCUAUCUGGUGUCUGUCAAUUUGUCAAAUCGCCAAAAAGUCUACCAUCAUCGCAAAUGGUUGGCACCCGUAAUUUGUUGAAGACCUCUAAGGUCCCGCCUUCUCCGCGCUUAUCAACAAUUAGAACUAGUCAGCCAUCACCAAAACUAACUGGCGUCCGUGAAAUAUUGAAUACUUCUAAAUCACAGCUGUCUCCAAAACUAUCUGGUGUUCGAGAGCUUUUAAAGACACCAAAAAGUCAGAAAUCACCGAUAUUAACUGGUGUUCGUGAACUUUUAGAAACUCCUGGUUCACAGCCUUCUCCAAAACUAUUUGGUAUUCGAGAACUUAUGAAGACACCAAAAAGUCAAAAAUCACCGAGGUUGAUCGGUGUCCGUGAACUACUGAAAACUCCUUGUUCACAACCCUCUCCAAGACUAUCUGGUGUUCGAAAACUUAUGAAGACACCAAAAAGUCAAAAAUCACCUAGACUGACCGGGGUUCGAAAGCUUGUGAAAACUCCAAAGAGUCAGCGAUCGCCCAGGUAUGCUGGUCUUCGUGAAAUGUUCAGAACCCCCAAGUCGUUACCUUCGCCCAGAUUAUCUGGAGUCAAAGAGCUUUUUAGAACAUCGAAUACACGACCAUCACCAAGAUUAUCUGGUAUACGUGAACUGAUGCGAACUCCUAAGUCAUCUCCUUUAGUAUCUGCGGUUGGAAAGUCCAUUCAAACAGCGAAGCCAGCUGAUACACGAAAGUCAUCAAGAAUAUUGAAGAUGGAGCAGUCACCAAAAUUAGCCGGUAUUCGUGAGAUGAUGAUGACGCCAAAAUCAUUUCCUUCUCCUAGAUUAUCCGGCAUUAAAGACAUGAUAGAUUUAACGAGCGAAGGGAUCGUAACGACCAAUCUCACUGAACCGGCGACCCCUAAGAGAUCAGCAAGAAGAGCCGUUGCUAGAACAAGGAAAAAAGCUGUCGAAGAUUCGACUGCAGACGAAACUCCAAUUCGCAUCACGCGUGGAAGAAGAAAUCCUUCCCGUCCUGUGGAUGAAUCUCAUACAACAGUAAAUACCCGAGCAACAAAACAAAAUCCUGUUCCCUCUCCUGAAGUUAUCAUUGAUUUGGAAGAAGAUUAUGUUGAACCAAUCUCAUCGCUUGUAAAGACUAACAGGGGUCGAAAGAGGGCGGCUAAAAAGACCAUAGAAACCGUCGUCUCUCCUGAGCGAGUGGUUCGCAGUACAAGGCGAAAACGAAAUCUUUCUCCUACUCCAAUUACUCCUAUCGAUUUGAAAGAAUCUUCAACUUCACCUAAGAGAGCACGUACAACUCGAAAGAGAGCAGCAGCUAAAAAUUUGACUGAGGCAAGGGUUGCUACUUCAACUACUGCUGAAGCACGAAGUACUCGUAAACGUCCUGUUGAUAUAACGGUUGAGUUGGGAGAGGGGGGAAAUGUUGAACCGACCUCAUCAAAAAGACCACGUUCAACUAGAAGAAAGGCAGCUGAAAAGACAAAUACGACCCAGGCAAACGCUCGAAAAAUUGACAGCACAAAAGUUUCUUUGCAUUUGAAAGAAUCUGAAGCUUCUACUCCUCUCGGAGUGAGUGCUUCUAGGAAGAGAACCACAAGGUCUGCUAAAGUUCCUGUUGAAAAAGCUAAGGAAGCAGAAACUAUAUCCUCUUUGUCUCCAGUUGGGAGGACUGUGGGUAAGAAGAGGACUAUUACAAAAUCGUCUACCGUUAAGAAGACUGUAGGUAAAUCUUCACCUGUAGUCGCCGAAUUUGGACGAACAGCUCGUAAAGUUCAUUUUAAGAAAUCUGUUAGUGAAAUAACACGAAAGGAAGAAGUGUUGAGCCUUAAAACCCCGGUUCGUAGAACUCGCAGUAAAGCUGCAGCGACAAAGGGAAACGAUGCCGCCUUAAAGUCACCGACAACUAAGUCACCCAGGAUGACUCCAUCAACAAAACCAGUUCGCAGGACUCGCUCCAAAAAGUAG
Rodentolepis nana is the source of this 5688-nucleotide messenger RNA. The record is from the annotation of a GenBank genome assembly. NCBI's taxonomy places the organism in Eukaryota, Metazoa, Platyhelminthes, Cestoda, Cyclophyllidea, Hymenolepididae.